UUAGAAACCGCUAGCGAGCAACAUUUGCUGCACGAAAACUAUUCUUUCACAACACCUAACAGAGGAAAACAGCCUUUUCAGUGUUUAAACGCGUCAGCGUUUUCAUUGAACAUCUGAGCCACAUGACCACAAGUCUAUCUGUCAUGUGAAUGCUGCCCAUAUGACACGCAGCGUUUCCUGUUCAGCUGAAUACAGACGGUCGGUAUAAUCAUUAGAAAACUGCAUUCGCGCACAUAUGCACUUUAAAACCUUGCAAGUCCAUAGAAUGCAAUACACUUCAAUGGAAUAAUGCAUUCAGACUGUAUUUUUGAAAGCCUAAUUUUUCAUACGAAGUCAAACAAUGGCAAACAAGUACUCUAAAAGACACACGAAACAAAACGCACUGGAAAAUGAAACUGAGCAAGCAUCACUUGCACUGACUGUAGAGAAGCAUGAAAGACAAGGCCAAGUGGAGGUGAUCUCUGGGUCAGCAUGGCAGGGCUUCAGGAGGAAAGUGUGUCUGCUGGUGCCAUACAUGUGGCCCAGGGGAAGUGUGGGGUUGCAGGCUCUGGUGAUUCUGUGUGUUGGGCUGCUGGGACUUGAGCGGGUCAUCAAUGUGUUUGUACCCAUUUACAGCAGGAAUAUAGUGAACCAGCUGUCAGCGAUGGAGAGCUGGAGAACCCUGGCCAUCACGGUCUGUGUUUACGUCCUCCUUAAGUUCUUGCAGGGCGGAGGGGUAGGGACAUCAGGGUUUGUCAGUAACUUGCGCAGCUUCCUGUGGACUUAUGUCCAGCAGUACACCAGCCGUGUGGUGCAGGUCCGUCUUUUCACUCACCUGCAUGACCUGUCUCUACGCUGGCACCUGGGCCGCCGCACCGGAGAUGUCCUGCGCAGCAUUGACCGUGGAACCUCCUCAGUCAACAACUUGUUAAGCUAUAUUGUGUUCAGCAUUGUACCCACUAUUGCUGACAUCAUCAUUGCCAUCAUCUAUUUUGUGACGUACUUCAGUGCCUGGUUCGGCCUCAUUGUUUUCAUUUGCAUGUUUCUCUACCUCACUAUCACCAUCAUUAUCACUGAAUGGAGGACCAAGUACAGGCGGGAAAUGAACACACAGGACAACAUUGCCAAGUCAAAAGCAGUGGACUCACUUCUCAACUUUGAAACCGUAAAGUACUAUAAUUCAGAGGGUUUUGAAGUCAGGCGCUUUGAGGAUGCUAUCCUGAAAUAUCAGGCAUGUGAAUGGAAGACCAAUGCUUCCCUGGCUCUCCUGAACCAAACUCAGAACCUGAUUAUUGGAUUUGGCCUGUUGGCCGGAUCCCUGCUUUGUGCAUACUAUGUUACAGUGGACAAGUUUCAAGUUGGUGACUAUGUUCUUUUUGGAACCUACAUUAUUCAGCUCUACACUCCACUCAACUGGUUUGGUACAUAUUAUAGAAUGAUCCAAAGUGCAUUUGUUGACAUGGAGAGCAUGUUUGAACUGCUAACAGAGGAAAAAGAGGUAAAGGAUGAUGUGAAUGCAGGAGACCUUUUGUUCACAGAAGGAAGGGUUGAUUUCCAGAACGUGUGCUUUAGUUACACUGCUGGGAAAGAAAUUCUCAGUGAAAUCUCAUUCACAGUGAUGCCUGGUCAGACAGUUGCACUGGUUGGUCCAUCCGGAUCAGGAAAAAGCACCAUCAUCCGUUUGCUUUUCCGUUUUUAUGACGUGCAGGGUGGCUGCAUCCUCAUCGAUGGUCAGGACAUCUCUAAGGUCAGGAAACAUGACAAUAGAGACACUUUUAUGGUCGGAUGUUAA
Messenger RNA from Sinocyclocheilus rhinocerous, 1771 nucleotides. It is a transcript of the gene abcb6b, whose product is annotated as ATP binding cassette subfamily B member 6 (LAN blood group) b. Gene Ontology annotation, biological process: heme transport; transmembrane transport. Gene Ontology annotation, cellular component: vacuolar membrane. Gene Ontology annotation, molecular function: ATP hydrolysis activity; heme binding; ATP binding. The record is from RefSeq and is a predicted model, not a curated record. NCBI's taxonomy places the organism in Eukaryota, Metazoa, Chordata, Actinopteri, Cypriniformes, Cyprinidae. The transcript is spliced from 13 exons. The coding region runs from base 341 to 1771 and encodes 476 amino acids.